UCCACGCUAAUCGCUCCAUCACCACCACCAUCGCGCUAUCAUCAACGACCCCUUCAUCCCCUCCCAACCUUCUCCGACAUCGUUGAUUCAAAAAGGAUAGAAUACUACGACGAUGAGCCAACAAAACGCCCAAAGCGUCCUCGCCCACCUCGCCUCCUCCAAAAACGAGACUGCGGCUGGCCUUGCGCAGUGUCUGCAGGCCCUCGUACUUGUCAGCAGCGGGCCUACGAUGUCGCCUAUCAUUGUGCGGUAUAGAGAGUUCGGCACAUACGGCCAGGUCAUCUCGAUCCGCGAUCGCGCGUUCGGGAGGGGAACGUUGGCGCGUGUUCCUUGCCAUACAGCCUUGGCACUAUUUAAAAAAUCAUUCAAGCUUUCGAAAGACGUACAGCUCAGCUCUGCCGUUUUUUUCAACGAGGACAGGAGUGUGAGCUCGAAAGAGGCUGAGAUUGACCCUGAUUCAUGGCAGGAGCUCGUGCCGUUUGUCCACAUGGUGUACAUUUCCGACGUGGACGAGGAUGAGGGGAGUGGGGUGAACGGGGUGAAUUUAAAUUACUGCUAGUGCUUUGAGGCCGGAUUCGCGAGUUAACAAUACUACCUGAUACCCGCAAAAGCUAGACGAUGUAUAAGUGACCUAGCAACACAAAAAUGUACAACUACGAAACAUGUGGAUUUGGGUUUCUUUGCGAUUAAACAUAUUUACUACGCCU
Molecule: messenger RNA, 707 nt
Organism: Serpula lacrymans var. lacrymans S7.9
Lineage: Eukaryota; Fungi; Basidiomycota; Agaricomycetes; Boletales; Serpulaceae
Exons: 3
Coding region: 113-559 (148 amino acids)
Source: RefSeq, a predicted model, not a curated record